AGCCCCACGCCCCACUCCGCGUUCACACAACUGCUUCCUCCACUCGCCAUGGAAGCCCCCUUCGCGAGCUCACGCGCCUCCACGAUCUAGUGCAGCAGCUCCACUCCGGCGUUCUCGGCGCCGCCGAGGCUGCAGGUUCUGCACACUCGGGUCUGCUUCCCGUGGGGUACGACCAGAUAAGGGCGCGGCAUGGGGAGGAAGCCUGAUCCGGCGAAGCCACACUCCGGUGUGGGCUCCGCCUCGCCGAAGGCGGCGAGGAGGGCGCCGCCUUCACCAUUAUUCCUCGGCACGGCUCUAUUCGUUCUAGGCUUCGUAUCGCUCUUCACCGGGCACAUCGUCACCGACGCCGACUGGUCGCGGAUCCGGAGCCGGUGGCGGUCCAAUCAGGUUAGAAAUAAUGGACCCAUUGAUAUUUGGAAAUCAAGGUAUUCCAACUUGUACUACGGAUGCAGUGGGAGGAGCCCAGAGUUAAGAGCUGCCGUGCCGGAGAACAGUUCUACCGGUUACUUGCUCAUUGGAACUAGCGGGGGCCUAAACCAACAGCGCAUAGGGAUAAUAGAUGCUGUUGUUGUUGCCCGGAUUUUGAAUGCCACACUUGUUGUACCUGAGUUAGACCACCACUCAUUCUGGAAGGAUGACAGUGACUUCUCCGACAUUUUUGAUGCGGACUGGUUCAUUUCAUACCUGUCAAAGGAUGUAACUGUUGUUAAAAGGAUCCCUUAUGAAGUGAUGACAUCAAUGGAUAAACUCCCAUGGACUAUGCGUGCACCUAGAAAGUCCAUGCCUGAGUUUUACAUUGAUGAAGUUUUGCCUAUUCUGAUGCGAAGGCGAGCUUUGCAACUAACUAAGUUUGAUUAUCGGCUCACCGGUGAGCUUGAUGAAGAAUUGCAGAAGUUACGGUGUCGAGUAAACUUUCAUGCGUUAAGAUUUACACGAUCCAUACAAAGUCUGGGUAGAAAGUUGGUGCGGAGGCUGAGAACCAUGAGCUCACGAUAUGUCGCCAUUCACUUGAGGUUUGAACCUGACAUGCUUGCAUUUUCUGGCUGCUACUACGGUGGUGGUGAAAAAGAAAGAAAGGAACUCGCUGAAAUCAGGAAACGAUGGGAUACAUUACCUCAGGACCUGAGUGCUGAGGAUGAGCGCACUAGGGGAAAAUGUCCAUUAACUCCACAUGAAAUUGGUUUACUGCUGCGAGCUCUUGGUUUUGGCAAUGAAACUUACCUGUAUGUUGCUUCUGGAGAAAUAUAUGGCGGAGAAGAAACUCUCCGACCUCUGCGGGAACUCUUUCCAAACUUCUACACCAAGGAGAUGCUUGUUGGGGAUGAUUUGAAACCAUUCCUUCCUUUUUCUUCACGAUUGGCUGCAGUUGACUUCAUUGUCUGUGAUGAGAGUGAUGUUUUUGUUACAAAUAAUAACGGAAACAUGGCCAAGGUAUUAGCUGGCCGCAGGCGAUACAUGGGCCACAAGAGAACUAUUCGCCCAAACACGAAAAAGCUCAAUGUAUUAUUUCAGGCACGGAAUCAAAUGGGUUGGGAUAUAUUUUCACGGAAGGUAAAGAAAAUCCAGAGGGGCCUUAUGGGGGAACCCGAUGAUGCCAGACAUGGACGAGAUGAUUUCCAUGAAAUGCCAUCAUCUUGUAUCUGUCAAAGAGUACCAGCGAACAGAUCAGUAACGGUACAAACUGAUAAGUUGGCAGCCCAAGUGAGGUAGAAAACGAGAAUUCUGGGAGAUUCAUUGAGCCUGGCGUUGAUGCAUUGGGAAAGUACAUAUUUGCUAAGUUCAAAAUUAUAUUUGGACCAAAUGAAACAGAUGCUGGCGGCAAAGAGAACUCAUUACGCCAGCUCGUGCUAUCCUGGUGGUUCACUGUGCUACAAACAAUUCAGACUCACAGCUCCAGUUUGAUUCCCUAGUUUAAUUAAAUCAAAGAAACUACCACGGUAAGGUGUCACUAACUCAAGACACAUGACCUGUAAUUGUGAUCUAUACACGAUAACAUGAAUGACCCAUUAGAUAGUGUGCUGUUAACAAUGUCCGAUGCAAGACUUUUGCACCU
Lolium perenne is the source of this 2053-nucleotide messenger RNA. RefSeq names its product O-fucosyltransferase 29. Lineage: Eukaryota; Viridiplantae; Streptophyta; Magnoliopsida; Poales; Poaceae. The record is from RefSeq and is a predicted model, not a curated record.